Alosa sapidissima (American shad) is the source of this 1008-nucleotide messenger RNA. RefSeq names its product GLI pathogenesis-related 1b (gene glipr1b). The record is from RefSeq and is a predicted model, not a curated record. NCBI's taxonomy places the organism in Eukaryota, Metazoa, Chordata, Actinopteri, Clupeiformes, Clupeidae. Gene Ontology annotation, cellular component: extracellular region. The coding region runs from base 82 to 861 and encodes 259 amino acids. The transcript has 6 exons.
GUGUGUGUGUGUGUGAUGCAUGGGUCAGUAGUAGUACUCUCGGGUGGAGGUGUAUCAGUGUUGAUCUGAUUCUCAGUAGCCAUGGGUGUUCUGUGUCCUGCUCUGCUCGUGUCCCUCUCAGCUCGUCUCCUCCUUGCCUCCUCAGGAGGGCUGCCCGGCAUCACCGACCCCCAGUUCAUCCAGGACUGUGUGAAAUUCCACAACACUCAUCGCUCGCAAGCGCAGCCCUCGGCCAAAAACAUGCUGCGCAUGACGUGGGAUGAGGCCUUAGCCAAAAGUGCCAACGCUUGGGCCAAGAUGUGUCAGGCAUCCCAUAAUCCUUUGCUGAAGCAGGCUAGGAAGCUGCACCCUGUAUUUGGCCAAGUAGGGGAGAACAUCUGGGUGGGGUUGCCAGUGAAUAAGUUCUCUGUGGAAAAGGCCCUGAACUCAUGGAAAGACGAGAGACAAUACUACACCCUGCAGACCAACACAUGCAGUAAAACAUGCGGCCAUUACACCCAGUUGAUGUGGGCUAAGAGCUAUAAGGUGGGCUGUGCAGUACACCACUGUACAGGGGGCAUCCAUGGCUUCAGUGACAGUCCUAAGGCAGCCAUAUUUGUGUGCAACUAUGGAGACGGUGGGAAUGUGGGAGGAGUCAUCCCUUACAGCGAAGGACCAUCAUGUGCUGACUGCCCUGAGGGAGAUCACUGUGAAUCCCAACUCUGCAGUAAUGCAGCGAGAGAUGUAGUCAAAACUUAUGAUUGGUCCCCUGCAGAAACCACCUCAAACUCUUCAGCUGUCAGCCUCUUUCAUUGGACGGCUGCUAUGAAACAGAGCCAAUCACUGGUGAUUUUAUUCUUAGUCACUGUCUGUAACAUGUAAGGCAUCAUGUGUUUUCAUUAUAUUUUAGUAUAUUACAUUUAAUAUAACAAAAAAAUUCUAAAUACAUAUAAUGAUGUAUGUAUGGAAAAAUAUCAGAUUUGUAAAGUUUGAAGUAAAAGGUGAGAGGUGGUGUCAGUUUUGGACACA